AUGUUCGAUGAAGAUGUUCUAGAGGGAUCUCGAGAAAGUAGCGAGGGAAUGUAUAUUCUGAUAUUAUAAAAUUGACACUAGCAACAAGAGCAAGAUACGCGAGGGUUUGUGGAGCGGAGGAUUGAGAGGGUUUGAAUUUUUUAAUAAAAUUCUUCGAUUACAUUUUGUAAAGGGAAUUCAGAGCGUAAAAAUGGCGAAUAGCUUAAAUGGUCGUCUGAAGAGGAAGGGGACGGCUGACAUUGAAGCAGAAUAUAGUUAUGGCGAUGUCUUAGCGUCUACAAAAAGAUUCCGGCUUAAUCCGGAGUUGCCAGUGUUUUGUGGAGAGCGAGGAUUUUUAGGGGUUUCAUGUGAUGACACACUAAUGCAAAUACCGGAAAUGCCAAAUUUCGUGGAAAUAUCAGAAUUGCAGCAGCCAGCCGAGCCUUCUGCAAUGGCUACAGAACCUUUAUCAUAUGUUCCCAAUGAUGAAAAGGCACUCGUGCUCUACAAGCCAAUCAAUCCACCAAUUUUUCCAGGUCUUCCAGCAGCUGGCUCUCCUGAUCUUCCAAUCAAAUUCAACAUGAAUUGCUUUUCAAACCAUAAGGCAUGGGAGAUUCAAGGGAGGGGAAACUUGCCUGACCUAUUUCGUCUUGCAAGACGAUCUGAUCCUGCAUCAAACAUGAAGAUAUCAACAAGCCAACCCGUAGAUAAUCGCCUUGCAGUGGUUCCAUGGACGCCUUCCCAAUUUCCCACAUGUGUGCAGGAGUUGUCAUUAGAUCAGAAGUCAGGUUGUGAUAACGUCACUGAGAAUGAGGACCACAUGAUGAUGGAUGAAGAUAAUGUGGCUUCGAUGGAGGAGGAUCCGAUUCAACCACCACAAGCAAUCACUGCAUGUAAUAAUGUAGUAAAUGAAAUCAACAGUGAUGGAUUGCAGUGGCAGCAUUGCAUGACCCCUCAGUCGCCACUCAACCCACAGGUGAUGUGGUCUUAUUAAUGACUCUCUGAACUUGAAGCCUCUUUCCAUGAUGAAAGGUAUGGUACGUAAGACUAGUCCUGAAUGGAGAGAUUGAAAAUUUUUCUAUAUAGAACUUGGAGGAGGCAACAGUGAUGGAGUUGGAGGCUGAGUUAUUGUUUAUUCUAAGAUGGAUUUGAGUUCAUUUUGAGCUAUAUGCAUAUAUUUUUCAAAGCAAAUCCUACAUGUCUGAUGCUCAUCGAUGAAGCAUCUUUUCUGUGAUUACUGUUAAGACAUGUAGUUCUUUUGCUCUCUUUUUUACGCUUCAAGAUUUUCGAUCUGUAUCUUGGUCUCAAGACCCCCACAAGGAUUAUCUAAUAUACUGAAGUAGACGCUUUCCUCCAUCA
Molecule: messenger RNA, 1338 nt
Organism: Cryptomeria japonica (Japanese cedar)
Lineage: Eukaryota; Viridiplantae; Streptophyta; Pinopsida; Cupressales; Cupressaceae
Exons: 4
Coding region: 191-973 (260 amino acids)
Source: RefSeq, a predicted model, not a curated record